CCUGCGAACGGGACGGUCCCGCCGUGGGUGGACCAGCCUCCCCGGCCGGCCUGACCGGCUCCGUGGCCCCAACCGGUUCCACCGCCGCCCGCUCCAAGGGGCCUUCCCCCGCGGCGCGUUGGGCGGAGGGGCGCGCCGGGGACAGGCGGCGCCGCGGCCAGCCCCCGGAGUAGCCGGCCGGGGCAGGGGGGCGGCGGAGCGGGACGGGAGAGCGGCGCGGUACGGGGGGCUCGGCCGGGCCCGCCGGGUUGCCCUGCAGUGGAGCCGUGAGGAUGAGGGGCCGGAUCCCACCCGCGCUCGGCCUGGCCGUGGCCCUGGCUGCACUGCUGCCCGCAGCCUGUGCCCGCCGGAGCCAGGACCUGCACUGCGGAGCAUGUCGGGCGCUGGUGGAUGAGCUGGAGUGGGAGAUUGCCCAGGUUGACCCCAGGAAAACCAUCCAGAUGGGCUCCUUCCGAAUCAACCCCGACGGCAGCCAGUCAGUCGUGGAGGUGCCCUAUGCGCGAUCAGAGGCACAUCUGACAGAGCUGCUGGAGCGGGUGUGUGAGAAGAUGAAGGAAUAUGGAGAAAAAGUGGAUCCGUCCACACACCGUAAGAGUUACGUGCGGGUGAUCUCCCACGACGGGACCAAGAUGGACCUCUCCGGGGUCAAAAUUGAUGGAGACGUAGCUUCUAGCCUGAAGUUUGCGUGUGAAAGCAUCGCCGAGGAGUACGAGGACGAACUCAUCGAAUUCCUCUCCCACGAGGCCGACAAUGUCAAAGACCGGCUCUGCAGCAAGCGGACGGACCUGUGUGACCACGCGCUCCACAUCCCGCACGACGAGCUGUGACGCAGAUGGCCCUGGCUGCCUCCGGGGGACGGUGCCGACCCGCCCCGGCGGCCUCGUGGGACCAGGAUGGCGCCGAGCUCCGUCCGCACAUCCCCUACCUCUUGGUUCAGCUCGUCCCCGCUGCCCCCGUCCGGACGGGCAGACGUGCGGGGGAGGACCGCGGCUCUGAUGCCACCUCACCCAGUCUGGUGCUCUUGUCCUAUUUAUUCGCUGUCCGUCCGCUGCAGCCGUGGUGCCGGGGGCACCAGGACACCGGCCUUGAUCCGCAAGGGGCUGCGUCCUCGCUCCUGCUGGGAUGUUUCAGCAGGCAGGCUGCCAGCCAGGGACCUUCCUCCGCUGCCGCUGGGGGACGUGGUGGGGGCCACUGGGGCAGGGUGGUCGGGUAUCCGGGGCCGGGCUUGGGCACCCCCCUCCCUGCUGCAGGCAAUAAAGGGGCCGGACAGCAGCUGUGCUGCGGCCCAGCCGAG
Molecule: messenger RNA, 1294 nt
Organism: Phalacrocorax carbo (great cormorant)
Lineage: Eukaryota; Metazoa; Chordata; Aves; Suliformes; Phalacrocoracidae
Source: RefSeq, a predicted model, not a curated record